GUCAGCGAGGUAGCGUUUCAUUUAAACAAUGUGAAUUAUUAGUAUAUUUUGAAUGAUGUAGCCGUGAUUAGUGUUGUGCGCGGCGAGAGCGCCCAAAGCGCGAUGUCCGUGGAUGAGGCAAAUGCGAGUGGAGAUAUAAAAUCUUCCUUCGAAGAUAGCACGGACAGUGAAAAUGAAACAGAGACGAAACCCUUGUUACGUAGGAUAUCAACCAGCAAAUGUGUUGGUAGGCUGCCGGUGGUCAGAGAGGGUUACCUGAUGAAGCAAACCCGUAGUUUUCAGCGAUGGCAGCGACGAUACUUCAAGCUUCGCGGCCGCACUCUCUAUUACGCAAAAGAUAAAGAGAGCCAGCUUUGGGACGAGUACGAUCUAGAAGACGCAACGUACGCGGAAUGCAGCAUCAACAAUGCCAAGCAUAGUUUUCAAGUGAUAACUGCUAGCCGUUGUCUGGUACUUUGUGCUGAGAACCGAAGCGAAAUGGAGGCAUGGUCAGGUGCGUUGCGCGGCGCUCUACAUAGCGGCUCCAAUGUGGCUGAUCUGGUGGCGAGUUUAUCUCGAGGAGACCAUCACUGGUACGCAGCAACGCACGCGAGGCCGACAUUCUGUAAUGUAUGCCGCGAGUCGCUGGGCGCGCUUGGCACAGCGCACGCCCUUGCCUGCGAACUUUGCAAGUUCAAGGCGCACAAGCGAUGUGCUUCGCGAGCGCCGCCAUCUUGCAAAUGGACCACGCUGGCAUCGCUUGGACCGCAUCUUGUAGAGGACGCAGAAGGGAACAUUAUUAUGCCUCAUCAAUGGCUCGAAGGAAACUUGCCGGUUGCAGCCAAAUGCGAUGUUUGCGACAAAACAUGCGGUUCUGUGCUCAGGCUACAAGACUUCCGUUGCAUCUGGUGCCGUAAAUGCGUCCACGCGAACUGCAGGCCCAGCUGGCGUGCUUACUGCUCUUUAGGACCUGCUAAAGCAUCAGUGGUCCCACCCACUAGACUCCAUUCUGUGGGUCCUGAUGAUGGGUGGCUUCCGGAUAGGCCCCCUAAUGCCUCGCCUCUCAUCGUGUUUGUUAAUUCUAGAUCUGGUGACAAUCAAGGCGUGAAGUUCCUUCGUCGUUUCAAGCAGUUGUUGAACCCAGCGCAGGUGUUUGAAUUGAGUGGCGCUGGGCCGCGUCUCGGUCUCCGGCUUUUCAGACACUUCGCACCACUACGAGUGCUUGUCUGCAGUGGGGACGGAUCGGUUGGCUGGGUGCUGCAGGAAAUCGAUAAACUUGACAUACAUCGACAGGUUCAAACUGCUGUUUUACCUCUGGGCACGGGCAACGAUCUCGCCCGAGUACUGGGCUGGGGAUCCUCUUGUGAUGAUGCAGCCAACCUGCAACAGUUGCUGGAACGGUACGAGAGGGCUUCCACCAAGAUGCUAGACAGAUGGUCAAUAAUGUCGUUUGAACGUGCUCUCACUGCUCCUCCGCCGCCGCCAGUUCCACCCGACUUGCUUGAUGAGAGCGCACUACUGAAUAACCUGCAAGAGAUAGUUCAGGCGGGUGAGGCAGGUGAAAUAAAUAGCGAAGCCCGUGCAGCAUUACGCGAAGGGUGCGUGCGUUUAGCUAGCGUGGGCGAACGGGCCGGGGGCGGAGCGGCACGGGCGGCACAUCGCCUGCGACGCGCGCUGUCUUUGCUUCUACAUGCGCGGGCACACAUAGCGCACGAUCAUGCUAAAUGCGAGUCUUGGGAGGCAUUAGAAUCAACAAGUGAUAGUGAGCCCGAAACUCAACUCGUUGCCGAAAAGGGCAGUAUUGAAAAGACUGAAAAGGAGCAACUGAAUUGGGCGGCGCGAGGCUGCGCACUGGCAGGACGAGCGGAUAGCGUAAGGCGGGCUCUGCGAUCACUUGUGCGCACACUCACGUUGCUUUACCCACCGGAAGCAAACACGGGGGAACAUAACGCUAAAGAGGUAGAGCCAGCUAACACGGGUGAGAAUGAAAUGUCAGCACUACCGGUGCCCAAAGCUUUUGCUGAUAGCCGACGGUCAUCUGCUGCAAGCGCUAUCUCUGCCGCUUCUAUGCAACCUGAAAACAUUCCAGAUGUAGACGAAGACAUAGCUAAGUUAAUUAGUACUAACCCAACAGAGCAAGCUAACUUGGAGGUAGAGAAACGAGACAGGAGUAAAGCCAGUUCCGCUUCACCCCAAGACCGCCUUUCGCUUUCAAAUUUAUCCUCCUGUGAUACUAGCUCCUGCAGGAAUCUUCUUAGACCUGACGGGGAACAAGCGAGUGCCACUUACAAUAGCAGUAGUUUAACUAUACCUAACCUAGUCGUGUCAGAUGAUAGUGAUAAGAGAUCGUUAAUACAGGGAGAAACUUAUGAAUCGGACCAAUUGACUAUAAUAGACAUCGACAAACCGUAUACGGAUGAAGUACAUUUUCACGAUUUGUGCGAAAGAGCGGCGUCAGCUAGCGGCGACUGCACCCCAGAAAGAAAACUUUCUAGCGUAGACUUAGAGAUUGAUGCAACGAGCUCAGAAGGGUCCAACAUUAGCGAUGAUUUUAGCUUAAUCUCGGAAAUUAUUGAUACAAAACCUGAAGAACUAGAAGAAGGAGUUGGGAUGGGACACAUUGAUUCACCUGAAAUAUCAGAAACUACAUACAUGAACUCGGAAACUAUACAUGGAGAAUCUAUAAUGGACGAUAUUAGCUCGAUGCUGGGGCAAGACGUUCUUCUAGCCAUGAUGGGCAAAAACGGAGACAACGAAACUUACACAGACGACACGACAUUAUUUACGUCUGAUACAGUAUCAGACAUUCCCUUUGAUAGUCGUAAUCCCAGUAUAGAAAAAACACAUGAACCAAAAAACAGGUACAUAUCCAAAAUAAAGAAACCUAUAGAUGCUGACGUGGAAAAAUUUGGUUUUGAAAAUCGGGUAUUUUACCUUGAAAACACGACUAAAGCUGAAGAACAAGUCAAAUAUUGUAGCUUAGCACAUUUUGAAGAAGGUAGCGAUAUAGCAAGAAAAUCAUUUCGAAAACACAUGCGUAAAAGUGUAAAAAAACGUGUUGAUGACAGCGGUGUGAAACAUUUGCUUCCCAGAUCAACAACAGAGGAGGUGCUUAAAACCGAAGAGACAUCUCGUCAAGGUUCGCCAAAACCCCAAACGUUACUUGGCUUGGAAGAGAAAAGGUUAGUAGAACACGAGCAAACGCCAAUGUUUCCCCAAGUCAGUGUUGUAGUAGAACCUCCAUCGCCUUCGCAUAGUGAUGAUAAGAAAAGUAUAAAGAGCUCAAGUAGAAUGGCUUCAGUUUUGAGUGACAUAUUUGAUCACGGCACAGACACAUUGAGUGUGCACUCGCCAGAGCCAAGUAUGUCUACCGCAAGAGAACGUCGUCAAUCAGAUAAUCCACGACUUCUUGGCUCUGACUCGGAGUAUGGACAGUUUUUAAGUUGUUCACCGGCGGCUACGAGACGAAUUUCAUGCGGAAGUCUUUUCAAACCUGGUGAGACAGACAACAGACUAUCAACCUCAGUGUCGUCGAUUUGGGGGGAAGGCGGUUCAUUUGGAGGUUGUCAAACAAAGUCUGAAGCAAGUGACAAAGCUAAAAAACUACCAAUAAUCAACCCCUUAGUUCAACUGCCUGCUUGGCCCCACGUCGCCCAAGGGUUUAUAAGUCAAUGUCUCCUUGCAAAUGCUGAUGCUCUUUGUGCAGCUGUAAGCCCGUUAAUGGACCCUGACGAAACACUUCUAGAAGGCUUCUACGAAAAAGCUGUGAUGAAUAAUUACUUUGGAAUUGGGAUUGAUGCUAAAAUAACUCUUGAUUUUCAUAAUAAAAGAGAAGAACACCCGGAGAAGUGCAGGUCAAGAGCCAGAAAUUAUAUGUGGUAUGGUGUUCUGGGAUCUAAAGAAUGGGUCAACAGGACAUAUAGACAUUUAGGCCAACGAGUUCAACUUGAAUGCGACGGUCAGAGAAUUCCAUUACCAGAACUCCAGGGCAUCGUUGUCCUAAAUAUACCAUCGUUCAUGGGUGGAACCAACUUUUGGGGCGGUACACGGGGCGAUGACCUAUUUUUGGCACCUUCGUUUGAUGACAGAGUUCUGGAAGUAGUAGCAGUAUUCGGUUCAGCGCAAAUGGCAGCAUCUCGUCUUAUAAACCUGCAAAAGCAUCGGAUAGCCCAGUGCCGGGCAGUCCAAAUUAAUAUCUUGGGAGAUGAAUGCGUCCCCGUGCAGGUGGAUGGAGAGGCUUGGCUCCAGCCACCGGGAUGUGUAAGGAUCAUACACAAGAAUAGAGCUCAGAUGUUAUGCCGUUCUAGGGCCCUGGAGACUAGUUUAAGAGCAUGGGAUGAAAAGCAACAACAGAAGUCCCAGGUUGGUGGAUCAGCGCGUGCUUUGCCACCAGCGGAAGCCGCUCACCUGCUAAGCCUUCUAGAUGAUAUCAACACUAUCGUCAAGCAUGUGAAGCUAGCAUGUAUCAGCGAAAGUGGGUCUGGUAGGAUAUCAAGUGCUCUAUCAACAGCCAGACGUGUGGCAGCACAGGCUGACGCAUUACAGGAUGCAGAUGGCAGAUUACUCCCCGCUCCACAGCUAAGAAGAUUGCUUGCGGCACUGAUUGAAAGCUGCCAUGAACUGCUGGAUAGUGGGGCUGUAGGCAGUGCGGCUUGUGGGUUGCGCGCGCAACUUGCACGGUGCGUUAUCAAGGACGGAUUCGUCUAUAUCAACGCUGAAGAGGCCCCGAAGAAAAGCAGCCGCUGGCUGAGAAGUCGCCGAAGCGUGUCCGAAGGUGGCACAGCGCCAGCGCAGACUGCCCAAGUCAGGUCGUGGGGCAUCAAAGAAGUCCAAGCCUGGCUAGAGACCAUAGAGCUAGGCGAAUACUCUGAAGCUUUCGCGAAACAUGACAUCACUGGGCGGGAACUCUUGUCCCUGGCGCGCCGUGACCUACGCGAUCUGGGAGUGACGAAAGUGGGACACGUCAAGAGGAUCCUUCAAGCUGUCAAAGAACUACAGUGACGUCGACGUGGUCGUUCUGAAGAGAACGACCACAAAUAAAAUGUUACAAGUAGGUAUUCACUGAUAAUGACGGCCAGUAUAUAUUUGUAAGCUGCAAAACUGUAUAAGCGAAUAAUACGAAUGUAAGAAUGUGCACUUUACUGAAUUAUAACGUAUUCAUUAUGUCGUUAUAAUUCAGAAAAAAGUAAUUCUAUCGAAAAGGGCUUUAUGAGGGCUUGGUCCUGAGCCAGACUUGAAUAUCACUGAUUGGAAUAUGAUUGCAAACGGUAGAAGUUAAAGUGUCGUUAUAAAUAGUGAUUAUCAAUCUCCUUUUCCGCGAUCUAUUUAUAUCUUUUUGACACGUCAUUUUUAUUCUUCGAUCCUAAAACGUUGUGAAUUUACUCUUAAAUUAAUAAAAGCUCAAGGAAUUAUUUUUAGGUUAAGGUCUUACCUUGGUGUGGAUGCCAAUCGCGUUUCCCCCUUAGAUGUAUGUAUGACCAAAGUAUAGUAUAUGGCUUAGUGAUUGUUUCUACACUUCCAUUUUUAUGGCAAGUAUCUAUAAUGAAAGUAAUAUAUAAAUUUAAAAAAAAAACUUAUACCUCAUUUACAUUUAGCCCCUGCCUCUGCCCCUCGCGCUGCCAGCAAUAAUUCCUUAAAUACUGCUGCAGCAGGAUCGAGAGGAGUGUGUGUUUGCAUACUGCCCUACUACUUCGCUUUCUUUCGACUUCGCGUCGAAAUAAUUACGGCAGCCGCGCUGUCCCUUUUUGUGAUACAUAAUUAUGAUCGAUGUUUAAAAAUAUAUCGAAUACAAAAACAGAAUGUUUGUCGUAGAUGGUGGUGGAUGAUAUCUAUCCAUCCAUCUACUUUGUAAGAACCUAAUUAUCAACUAAUUUUCGAGGAUCUAAACGAACGUCUUUCUCCUCCAGCCAAUCGGCAAGUACGGAGCGUCGGAGCAGAAUGUAAACACGCACUGCCGCUCGCGCUGCCGGUUCUAUGACUUCCGCACAAUAAAACCGCCAUUUUUGCUCAGGCUGAGCUAAGCUCGCCAAACAGCCCGUGCUGAGCUGUAAAGGCCCUUAAGGCCAACAGCGAGAUUCCUUAACUAUAAAAAAAAGGCAUUUUUGGGGGGCGUCGGGCAGCGCGAGUGGCAAUUGCAGUGGCAUGAUAAGUAUCGCGUUUACACACUCGUCCUGCCCACUUCCCUGCUCUCUACGGCUGAAUGUAAAUGCGACAAUAGAUUUGGCCUAACCUAUUUUGACCGAGUCUCCAUAAGUCAGAAACCACUUACUGUUAUAAUCAAGCACACUUUCUAAUAUAAGUAUGCUGCAAAAUAUAAGUUUACCAAAACGUUAAAAAGUAACCUACAUAACAAAUUCUAUCGUCGUAGCAGGGCUAAUACCAAUCCUGGGUAGUUGUAUAGAACUGACCCUAGCUUCGAUUUUUAUAAUAAUGAAUAUAUAUUAUGAUAUUACAACGAAACCCAAUUACGAAAUAUUAAUUACAAUUUCUUGCACAUUGGAUAUGAAAACUCUAAGUAGAAAACUGAUGUCGCUUGUAUACAAAUAUGUUUCGAAAGGCGUGACCCACUAACGGCCGUCUAAUGUAGUUAUAUGUCGCAGUAAAGUAGUUAAAUCAGAGAGCUAUUGAAUCUCUAGACAGUCAAUUAAAGAUCGAUAUUCAAUCAAGCCGCUAAAGUUCUGUCAGACAAGUGAGUAAACGAAAUGUUUAACGAGUUACCUAAACAUUCUAGGCAACAAGACUAACCUAACCUAACCAUUUACAAUAAAACAAAACACGGAAUUUCGAAACUCUUAAUUCUUUACGAUAUCAUUGAAACAACAAUAACAAAUGAAAUUACCAUGGCGGAGUCGACAAAAAAGCCACUGUGCCAAAAGAAAGAAUCUAAAAGCAAUCAGCUGUUAUCGGGACCAACAUCUUGUUUUACAGUAUUAAUCAAAACGCUGGCUUUCGGUAAGACAGAUACAUAAGCGUUUUCGACGCUGCUUUAUUUAAAUCAAAAUGUUAGGGACUCGUUUGAAUAUCGAUCUGUAAUUAACUGUCUAGGAAUGCACGUAACUCUCUGAUUUAACUACUUCACUGUGAUAUACAUAUAUACGAGUUCGCAUGAGUUAUUGGCAUUUUCAUAAAAUUAUACACUUUGUCCUGAACCCGGAAACAGAGGAGAAAUAAACAACAACUCAUCGCAUCAUUUUGUUAAACUUAUAUUUUGAAGCCUAAAGAAUUUCUUAGCCAAUGUUAACGUCAUAGGAUACUUUAUACUACUUACAUAUAAUAAAAUUGCCAUAUUAACUAAUUAAACAUAAGUCUAUUAACCCUAAACCGAAUUGAUCUACAAACUAUUGUAAUAGCCUGUCAACCCCAAGCUGCAUCACAGUGUGUUGUUAAUAAACGUACUAUAACCCGCAAUUAGUUAAAGAAGUGUCUUUUAGUAUGAUUAUGAAUACCCUUACAGAUAAUAGCGACUAUAAACAUAAAUCUAUUUUUACCAAUAUUAAUUAUCUAUUCCCUCAUUUGUUACUAAUACUGUAUUGUAUAAUUCAAUGUGGCAUCUUAUAUGCUUUCACAUAUGCAUAUUAGCGCCAAAACUAUGCUUUUCUCUCGUUAUAUGGCCUUAUAUUCUUUAGUACACAUCGAAAGCUUACCUCUUUUUCGUAAAUCCAACGAAGUUAACAGGCUUCCGAAUUUUCAUCGCAAAUAAUUUCUUUGCCAACAUUCUUAUAGUUUGUAAGUUUAUUGGUAACCUUGUACAUUGUUAUACGAUUUGAAGUGUAAAAAUCUGUCAGAUAUUGAAUUUUUCUUAAUAAGAGGGAACAGACAGGCGAAUUUAUUAGUAAAAUCUUACCGAGUUUCAUAUAUGUAUUUGCUAAAUGUCUACACAUAUUUGUCAUAUAAAUACAUCUAUACAUUUCUUACCUUACAAAAAAGCUAAAUAAUUCUUUUAAAACCAUUUUUCUACUAAAACCGUUCUUAAUUAUUUGUCUACAUAGUGUUAGUUUGACCGCAUUGAUUUUGGUUUGAAUACAAUUCGAACAGUGACUUUUCGAGUUUGCCACAAAUUAUUUAGUACUAUAUCAUUGUGUUAACUAUUAUAUUCGAUAUCGAUUGCAGCGUUUCUACAAUUUGACAAAAAAUAACUAAACUCCCUUUUUUUUUAAAAAAUUUCGGUACAAUUUUAUCUUAAGUAUUUAUUGUCUCUUUUCAUCACAAGUUAAACACAAUUCGACAGAAAGAAACAAAAAAGUACUUUGGUUAGAAGAGUGCAUUUAGACUGAUUUAUUUUUUAUGAAUAAGACUAGAAUACUUUAGUUAAAACAGUGUAGUUUUUAUAAAUAAGGUUCGAAUCCAAUGCCACGCGAUAUGGCGAAAACUAACUUUCAUUUUGUAUUCUAAUGAAUGUUAAAUUAAUAUGUUUCAAAUUUUGAAGUUCCAUUGUUGUAUUCCCGCUUAUUACAUUAAACUAAAAAUAGAUAUUUAUAAAGUAUUUUAGGUAUUGUCAGGCAUAUUGGUGACAUUAUAAAAACCGGCUAUUAGUAUAGACAUUUAUGCAUCAUAGUUUAGUACAAGAUUCAUCGACUUUACGAAAACUAUCGCGUUUAUAGUCUGUAGAUCAUGUAAUUUUUAUCGCAUAUUCCUGUACAUGCAAGUAAUUUGCAAGAAUUGUGUUUUCAUAAUAUUAAAAUAUUUCAUGGUUUUUUAAACACGCGAGAGUUUUCAGUCGAAACUUGUUAUCCAAGAAAGCUAACUACGUAUUUUCUUCAAUUAUACAGAAUAACUAGGCUAUUUUGAAGCUCCAGUAGUUCCACAUUGAGUAGCUGUUUCGCUUUAACAUAGACAAAUGCAAUUCUAACACUUUGACACAGAUUAUUAUAUUAUAGUAUUCGUUUGACUUAUAAUGAACAAUUCAAUAGAAUAUAGUUAAAUUUACGUAUAAUUAGGGUUAGUAGGCGCCAUAGUAUAUUCAAUUUUAUUGGUCCGUAGAUAGUUUACUGUAGGUGUCUUAAUCUUGAUUCUAAAUGAUACAAGCAAUCUCAUUAUUUUUGUCCCUCAGGACAAACUAUUGUGAAAUAUCGUUUAACAUAAAAUGUGAUCUCUCGUUUUUAAUCUGUAGUUCUAACGUGGUCGCGGUGGACGUUUCUCUUUUUGCCUAAUGGCGAUUUUUUAGUUUUCUAGAUAGAUACAUUAAACCAGGAAAAUGUCCAUCGCGAUCGCACCCUAAAGGAAUCUGCCUUAUAGGUGUUUUUAUAAAUUUACCUUUGAGGAGUUAUUUCUACUAUAGAGAUGAAUGUGUGUGUGUCUCAGCUGUACUAAAAGUCGUACAUUAAAUGAUUAUGGUGAAUUUAAACUUCAAUCGUUUGUUUAAAGUAACCGUUAACUUUUAAUUAACGACUCUUAGUGCGACUAUAACUAUUUAUAUAAACAUUUCGCCGCCCAUCGCGGCAUUGCCUUAGAUAAUUUAAAACUAUCUAUUGACAUGCUAAAACAGACUUAAAGUCUUCGAAUAUUCGAUAAUAAUGUCCUAAUGUAUCUUCAAGUUUCGUUUUAGAUAAGUCUAUUUUUUUUUAAUUCUUGUACAUAAGUGACUGUUGUGAUAUGAAUGAACGUAAAUCAAUGUAUUCAUGUAUAUUUUUAACAUUUACAUCGCUCUUUAAGUUAAUUUUUAACUUUUGCUAUUGUGGAUAUAGUUUAAAAGCCAUUUUCUAUGGUUCCAUGAUAGAUUUCUCUCAAAAUAGUAUUUAGUAAGCAUAUCAAUAUAGGACAUAUUUAUUUUGACGUUGUUCCUAUUUAAAACAUGUCUCAUUAUUUUACAAUUUGUAGCAAUAAUUUAACCUGUUAUAAAUAAAUGGUAGUUGACCAGUAUAUUCAAUAUAUUGUUUUAUGGUAUACAUAAAGACAUAAUAUUAUCGUGCGAUACGUUUAAAUAUGUAUCUAUAUCCAUUUUUGUGAAUUGUAAGCACUCUAAAGUAAAUUAAUUUGUUUUGAAUGAAUAAUUUAACAAUCGAAACUUGUCAUAUGAUGUUCCUUUUUUAUGGUUAUCGAUGUUAAUUAUAGUUUCUGAAUUUAAUUAAAAGUUUUGUUCUUAAUUACUGAUCUGUUAUAUUUUCUAUUUAUUUCACAAUCCUAACAGUGGUUGCAAAACAAUUGUUUUAAUGAUUAAGAUUUUUAGUAUAAAAGCAAUAAAUUGUAAAUUUGUAGUUUCGUAUUUUCGAAUUCUUUUUGUAAACAUAAAUUUACCACUAGGUUUCGAAUUUGUGUGAACUUUUUUACGAUUGAUUUCGAACGACGAAGACUGAAACUGUAUAUUUAUUUCGGUGCUAAGCUGUUGUGCAUCUUUGAUUUGUUACAAAAAUAUGAUGAUUUAAUAUAUUAUUUUAACCCUUAUUUAUUUCAAGAAAACAAUUUUGCUCAAUGUUGCAUUAUAUUAUUUUAGUAUUUAAUACCUACUUGUUUAUCAGUAAUAAAAACGCUGUGAAUAUCUUCUAAAUUAAAAACUACCUUUUUGAUUAAUAACAAAUCCACAUUAUUACAAAUACAAUGACCUUUUGAAAAAAUAGCUCCUGGUCCGAUUUCUGACGAAAAUUUGACAUAUCUUUCAUAUUCACAGGGUUCUUGUUUACAUUUAAAAAAAUCAUUGUUUGAUUUGUAGCGGUUACGCCACUUGUUGAUUGUAUUAUAAUCGCUUUUAAACCCUUUAGGUACAUUAUUAGUAAUUACAACUCGAAUAUUUUCUUAAAAUUCGUAAUCUCAUUCAUUAAAUUUUAUAUCUUUCGUCAUCACAUUUUGAGGUAUGCUGUUUAAAACGCAAAUCUCAUUUGCAAUAUUUGUAACUGUCAAAACGCGCGUUCGGAACGAAAAUGUUCGAAAUGUUCUAUCAUUCAUUUAGAAUCGUCCAUAGACAAAUCAAAUAAAGAAAUAAACACGGAAAAUUUAUAUCUUUAUUAAAUAAUUUCUACACUUCACUAAAAUAAUAAACAGCAUGCCUUUUUUAAAUCGUUAUAAUUCUCUUUAUUGCGUGCGUGUGGACUCUGUUGAUAAUAAAUUUUUAAUCAGAUAAUCGUGUAUUUUCUCUAAUUUA
This is a messenger RNA of Pieris rapae (cabbage white), 11053 nucleotides long. Its product is annotated as diacylglycerol kinase eta. Lineage: Eukaryota; Metazoa; Arthropoda; Insecta; Lepidoptera; Pieridae. Gene Ontology annotation, molecular function: protein binding; ATP-dependent diacylglycerol kinase activity. Bases 103 to 4980 code for a protein of 1625 amino acids. The record is from RefSeq and is a predicted model, not a curated record. The transcript is spliced from 22 exons. Gene Ontology annotation, biological process: intracellular signal transduction; lipid phosphorylation; diacylglycerol metabolic process.